AUGCCAAAAUUCUUGACUAAAGAAGAACGUGCUAAAUUGGCUUUGGAGCGAAGACAAAAAGAUGUAGAGGAACAACGUCAAAAACAAGAAGAGGAAAGACGUCAUAAAGAUGAAUUUCAAAGAAAAGCUAGGGAUGAAGCUCGACAAAGUUAUGGUAGAGAUCGUCGAGAUUAUUAUGACCGUUAUGAUCGUGAUAAAUAUGAUCGUUACGAUCGUGAUCGAAUAAAAGGAAGAGAUAGAGAUGGUAAUGACAAACAUCUAAACAAUAAAAAUAAUGAUGAUGAUACUUCAAAAAUGGAUGAUAAGGAACUACAAGCAAUCAGGGAACGUUAUAUGGGUGGUGAACGUAAAAAACGUAAAAUACGUAAAAUGAACGAGAAGAAAUUUGUUUUUGAUUGGGAUGCUGGCGAAGAUACUUCACAAGAUUUUAAUCCUUUAUAUGCAAAUAAACACAAUGCUCAAAUGUUUGGACGUGGUCAUUUUGCUGGUAUUGAUAUUAAGGAGCAAAAAAGAGAUCGUGCAUCAUUCUAUAAUCAAUUAUUAGAACAAAGAAGAACUCUUGAUCAGAAAGGUCGAGCUGAAGAGAAAAUGGAGAUUGAUAGGCGAAAAGAAUUGAAAACCAUGUGGGAUGAUCGACACUGGUCAGAAAAACCUUUAACAGAAAUGAAGGAGAGAGACUGGCGUAUAUUCAAAGAAGAUUUCAAUAUUACAACUAAAGGUGGCAGCAUUCCAAAUUCUAUAAGGUCAUGGAAGGAAUCUGGUUUACCACAAAGAAUACUUGAUCUUAUUGAAAAUAUUGGAUAUAAGGAACCAACACCUAUUCAACGACAAGCUAUUCCUAUAGGUUUACAAAAUAGAGACAUCAUUGGAAGUGGUAAAACUGCAUCUUUUGUAAUACCAAUGCUUGUAUACAUAUCUGAUCUUCCAAAAUUGUGUGAUGAAAAUAUGGCAGAUGGUCCCUAUGCUUUAAUUUUAGCACCAACUCGUGAAUUGGCUCAACAAAUUGAGCAAGAGACUAUGAAGUUUGCUGCUCCUAUGGGGUUCAAUUGUGUUUCAAUUGUUGGUGGUCGUGCUGUUGAAGAACAAGCUUUUAAUUUAAGAAAUGGAGCAGAAAUAAUUAUUGCCACACCUGGUCGUUUGAAAGAUUGUUUGGAUAGACGUAUUUUAGUUCUUAACCAGUGUACUUAUGUUGUAAUGGAUGAAGCAGAUCGUAUGAUAGAUAUGGGGUUUGAAACAGAUGUAAAUGUAAUUUUGGAUGCUUUACCGGUUUCUAAUGUUAAGCCAGAUACUGAAGAAGCUGAAAAUCCAGUUGAAAUGUUAAAAAAAAAUGGUACAAAGGAACGUUAUAGACAAACUGUCAUGUUUUCAGCAACAAUGCCUCCUGCAGUAGAACGUUUAGCUAAAAGAUAUUUGAGAAGACCUGCUGUAGUUACUAUUGGUACAGCUGGUCAAGCAGUAGAUACUGUUGAACAAAGAGUUGAAAUGAUAACUGAUGAAGGCAGAAAGAAGGGAAGAUUAUUGGAGAUUUUACAAGGUUCAUUUGAUCCACCAAUAAUCAUAUUUGUUAAUCAGAAAAAAGGCUGUGAUGUUCUUGCUAGAGCAUUAAACAAACUAGGGUAUCGAGCAACUACACUUCAUGGAGGACGUGGUAUUGAUGUAAAGAAUGUUUCAUUAGUUAUUAACUAUGAUAUGGCCAAAAAUAUUGAAGAUUAUACACAUCGUAUUGGUCGUACGGGUCGUGCUGGCAAGUCUGGUGUAUCCAUUACAUUUUUAUCUAUUGCAGAUGCAGAUGUUAUGUAUGAUUUAAAGCAAAUGAUUAUGAAAUCACCAAUAUCUCGUGUUCCUCCAGAAUUGGCUUCUCAUCCAAAUGCUAUAGCAAAACCUGGAACUUAUGUAUCUAAACGAAAUGGGUUUUCAGAUUACACACCUGGAUCCAAUAGAAUCUCUAGCGGUAGUGUAAAUUCUAAUAUAUCUGAUUAUUCUAUAGCUGAAGAACAUUUUGGAUCUUUUUAUGGAAAUAUUGAUGAAACAUCACAAGUUACUGGCAGACUAAUUAGGCAUGUUACCAUUAAACAAUUACUUAACGCUGAAAUAAGUGAUGAUAAUACUGUAAUUAAAAUUGAUGACCAUGAAGUUGGAUAUGUUACAUUUAUAGCUGUGAUUAAUAGUGUUUCAUCUCGUGCUUCUAACACUGACUAUAUAAUGGAAGAUGGUAGUGGAUUGAUUGAUGUAAAGAUUUGGCAGGAUAAUGAUGAUGAGAUGACCACAAAUAAUGAUAUAAAAGAAAAUAUAUAUGUUAGAGUGGUUGGAAAUCUAAAAACUUUUAACAAUAUACGACAUGUGGUAGCUUCGCAAAUAAAACCUCUUGAAGAUUUUAAUGAGAUCAGUUGUCAUAUAGCUCGUGUUGUCUAUGAACAUUUGUACUUUAUAAAAAAUGGAUCUCGUGCGCUCCUUAAAGAAAAUGAUAUUCGAAUAAAUAGUAUUAAUACAAUCACAAGUUCAAGUUCGAGUUAUCAACCAGACUUUAAUCAAGAAAGCAUUACUAGGACAAGUUCAAUUUAUCAAUCAGAGUUUAGAUCCAAUAGUAAUAUCAGCACACAGAAUUUAAAGAAUCAAUUAUACAGAGACAUAAUUAGUUAUGUUACUAGUAAUUCUGAUGAUGAAACAGGAGUUGAUGUUGCUCAAAUGGCCAAAGUAUUAUCAAAAAAUCAUAAAUCUGAUGAUAUGGUUGUCAUAAAUGCUGUUGAUCAAAUGUGUUCGGAAGGUCAACUUUACAGCACUUGUGAUGCCAAUCAUGUUAAGCUUGCAGCUUUUUAA
Entrophospora sp. SA101 is the source of this 2817-nucleotide messenger RNA. NCBI's taxonomy places the organism in Eukaryota, Fungi, Glomeromycota, Glomeromycetes, Entrophosporales, Entrophosporaceae. The record is from the annotation of a GenBank genome assembly.